AAAAGCAGCGAAUUCCUUUACUUGCCACUGGCAAAACUGGCACUCUGGCAAAACUGGCGCUCUGGCAAAACUGGCGCUCUGGCAAAACUGGCAAACUGGCGCUCUGGCAAAACUGACUAGCACUUUAGUAAACUGGCGCUCUGGCGAAACUGGCGCUCUGGCAAAACUGGCGCUCUGGCAAACUGGCGCUCUGGCAAAACUGGCACUCUGGCAAACUGGCGCUCUGGCAAAACUGGCACUCUGGCAAAACUGGCGCUCUGGCAAAACUGGCGCUCUGGCAAAACUGGCGCUCUGGCAAAACUGGCGCUCUGGCAAAACUGUCGGCGCUCUGGCAAACUGGCGCUCUGGCAAACUGGCGCUCUGGCAGAUGGAUAAAAAGCAAAAAACGUAG
This is a messenger RNA of Paramuricea clavata, 391 nucleotides long. The record is from the annotation of a GenBank genome assembly. Lineage: Eukaryota; Metazoa; Cnidaria; Anthozoa; Malacalcyonacea; Plexauridae.